Neopsephotus bourkii (Bourke's parrot) is the source of this 2238-nucleotide messenger RNA. It is a transcript of the gene HEPACAM2, whose product is annotated as HEPACAM family member 2. The transcript is spliced from 10 exons. Lineage: Eukaryota; Metazoa; Chordata; Aves; Psittaciformes; Psittacidae. Bases 404 to 1792 code for a protein of 462 amino acids. The record is from RefSeq and is a predicted model, not a curated record.
UUGAAAUAAGCAGAACCUUCUACUAGUAUGGUAUUUUUUAUGAAACUGUAACUAAAGGAUGUUAAUAAGGAUGUUUAUAUAACCUGUACACUGGGUGCAUUCACUUAUUUUUGUUAAUUCAGUGUACUUUGUAUUCUGUGCACUAUUUAUUAUAUUCUGUGUUGUAUUUGCUACGACUGCCAGGGGAGGGUUACGAUAAAGUCAGAGGCAAAGAAGAUGGGUGCUCAUCUAACAGGUGCUCCACUCCCUUUGUUCUUUGUAUACACAUAUUCAAAUCACAUAAGGCAGGGGACAGGAUAGGGCCUGUUAACUCAUUGCUGAUUUCCCUAGCAAAUAAACGAGCAGCUGCAGGUCCAGCCCCUGGCUUAGCACUGCUGAGAAGGUGGCAUUUGUGUGGGACAGGAUGCUUUCAUGGAGCCCUUUAGCCAAUUUCUUUUGGGACUUACAAUGCAAAAUAUAUUUUCUGCUUGUAGGUAUUUGUUCUGCCUUAAAGUUGACAGUUCCAUCUCAUACCGUCCAUGGUAUUGAAGGGCAACCACUCCAUCUUACUGUUGACUACAAUUUCAAUGCUACAGCUUCUGAAAUACAGAUAAUUUGGCUUUUUGAGGGACCCCAAAGUAAUCCAAAAUACUUGCUUAGCUCUGUCAAUCAAACAGUAGUUCCAGACUUGGAAUUCCAGCACAAGUUUACUCUCAUACCACCAAAUGCAUCCUUGCUGAUCCAUCCAUUGCGUAUCAGUGAUGAGGGCAAUUAUAUUGUAAAAGUCAAUGUCCGUGGAAAUGGGACAAUAGCUGCCAGUCAAAAGAUUCAAGUAGCUGUUGAUGUUCCUGUCACAAAGCCAAUUGUACAUACUGAACCAUCUUCAGGAGUAGUGGAGUAUGUAGGGAAUAUUACCUUAAAAUGUACCAUGGGUGAAGGUACAAGGGUAGUUUACCAGUGGAUGAAAAAUGGGAAGCCUCUCCAUGCCGGCCCUAAUUACACCUUUUCAUCGAACAAUGCUACACUUCUAAUUGUUCCUGUUGUAAAAGAAGACAUUGGGAAUUACAGCUGUCUGGUAUCUAACCCUGUCAGUGCAAUGGAAAGUGAGAUAAUUGCACCCACCAUAUAUUACGGACCUUAUGGACUUAGGGUUAAAUCAGAUAAAGGUCUGAAUAUAGGGGCGGUGUUUACAGUGGACAUGGGAGAAGUUAUACUGUUCGACUGCUCAGCAGAUUCAAACCCACCAAAUACUUACUCAUGGAUUCAAAGGGCUGACAAUACCACUCACGUAAUCAAAUACGGGCCCCACCUGGAAGUUGUAUCUGAUAAAGUGGCCCAGAAGACAAUAGAUUACAUGUGCCGUGCUUUCAACAAUGUGACUGGAAAACGAGAUGAAACUCACUUCACAGUUGUUGUUACUUCUGUAGGAUUGGAGAAGCUGGCCCAGAAGGGAAAAUCUCUGUCAUCUCUUGCAGUAAUAACAGGAAUUUCAUUAUUUUUGAUCCUAGCUAUGGCCUUUUUAUUCAUAUGGAGAAGAUAUCAGCCACAUAAAGUGAUACAACAGAAGCUACAGAGAAGGCCAGAGGCUGAUUACAGAAAGGCGCAUACAUUUUCAGGGCAUGAAAGUGCUUUGGAUGAUUUUGGAAUAUAUGAAUUUGUGGCUAUUCCUGAUCUUGCCAGUGGUCCUAGGGUUUCAAGUCAAACUGUUCAUGGCUCUGACUUUGUUCCGGGCCAGGAUAUGCUUAGUACAGUUUAUGAAGUUAUUCAGCAUAUUCCCGACCAGCUGCAACAAGAUCAUCAACAAUGUGCAUGAAGAUACAGGAGCAGGAAAUCAAAGCAUCUGAAAAUAUGACUGUGACUUCUUUAUUAUAUAUUGAAAUGAAAUGCCAACAACUCCAAGAAUAGCAAAGGCUUAUGCCAGCUAUUCUUGAAACAGCAAUUUCUCUUCAGACUGAUAAUCCCUUUCCUUUGGGUGCUCCAAAUUGCCCAUUUUUAAUUUUUUCUUUGCUUGUUUCCUGUUAAUGAAUGGUUUAUUGAAAAAUAUGGUGUUUUUUAUUCCUUACAUGUGUUUCCUUUUUGUGAAUACAAAAGAUAAAGGGACAGCUUAAAAAUUGCAGUAUAAAACCUAUUUGGUUCAUUACAAUAAUGGGUGGGAGGCACAGUGAGGAAUCAGGCCCAAGACACUUCCCAUGCUUAUUUUAUUUAAAAAAUGGCAAAAUUUGUGUAUGGGGUUGAGUUUUACAAGAGAAGGUCUCCAUA